UCGUGUCACCUCCCCGAAAGAGGAAAGGUGUUUUGUUUUGGUAAACAUUGUCCACCUUGCCCGCGCGGUUAUCAGCAAGGACACUAAAAUCCCGUCGCUUUAUAUCCGUAAUGUUGCCGGCAGUUCCAUGACAAAAUGUGCGCGUACCGUGUCGUGAUCGUAUGGUGUUGCACCCUGCUGCUAACGGUUGGGGCCCAAUCCUGCGCGGAGGAACACUGGGAGGUGGUGCAUCGCCGGUUGGGCACGAAAACGCCCUAUCGGCAUGUGUUCCGCGAGGUGGACCGCAAUCCGGUCGAGCUGGAAGGAUGUCGUGUGACGAAGACGUGGGGUCUGUUCCGGCAUGGGACGCGCAAUCCCAAGACCGAGGUGAUCGAUGCGAUGCACCGGGACUUGGUGGAGAUCCGGAACGAGAUUCUGCAGCACAAGCGGUUGUGUCGGCGGGAGUUGGAGCUGUUUAGGGCGUGGACGCCGGCGCGGUUGGACCCGGAUUCUGACGAGAAGUUGUUGGUGGGCGAGGGAGCUGACGAGUUGAGGGAGAUUGGGCGCAGGUUUAGAGUGCGGUAUGGACGGGCGUUGCCGGAACGGUACAACCGCAAGGAUUUCUACUUUAAGUUUACCAAAACGGAACGAGCUGAGUAUAGCGCAAGGAAUUUUAGCUUGGGGUUGUUUGGAGUGGAGGAGCACAUUGAGUUUCCGGAAGCGCUGGCAAAGGAUCCGGUGCUGCGGUUCUACAAGCUGUGCGAACGCUGGCGGUUGGACAUCAAGCACAAUCCGGAAGCUUCGCAUGAGGUUAACUUGUGGUACAAGAGCAAAAUCAUGAAACAGCAGAUCAAGCAUGUCUCGAAGAAGAUCGGAACCUACCUCGAUGCGGACAGCAUCUACUUGAUAUAUCAGACUUGCGCGUUUGAGACCGCUUGGACCAAGCGACACGUGUCGCCGUGGUGUCUGCUGCUGGACCGGUACACCUUCGAGGCGCUGGUAUUCGGUGAAGAUCUGGAGUACUACUGGAUCGAUGGGUACGGGCACGAGUUGACGUACGCUCAGGCAUGCAACGCGUUCAAAGAUCUUUUCGAAAGGUUCGACAACGAGGAUGGGACGAAGGAAGCGUUCACGUUCUACUUUACGCACUCGGGAACUUUGCUGAAGGCGAUGGCCUUUUUGGGGCUGUACAGAGAUGAUUUCCCUUUGACUCAUCGGGACUUUGAGCGGAAACGGCAGUGGAGGGUCAGCGAAAUCGAUGCGUUUGCGACGAAUUUGGUCUUUACCAAGCUGGAGUGCUCCAACGCAACGAAGGUGCUGCUGACGCACCAGGAACGACCGGUGCCGAUUCCCGGAUGUUCUCAGCCGGGACAGACGCUGUGCAGCUACGAGGACUUUCGGCAGUUGUUUAGGGAACGAAUUGAGAGCUGUGCAUUUGAGGGCAUGUGCGCACCGCGGGACGUGCCUAAGAGGGAAGAAUUGUGACUAUAUGAACGUGGGUUUUAAAAUUGAUGAUCGUAAUUUAACGUUAACGAAUAUACAUAAACGAAAUUAGAGAAGCUUUUUACAAAUACGAAUAAAAAGAUCAGUUGCUUAUUUUAUGUGGCUUUA
Molecule: messenger RNA, 1590 nt
Organism: Culex pipiens pallens (northern house mosquito)
Lineage: Eukaryota; Metazoa; Arthropoda; Insecta; Diptera; Culicidae
Gene: Mipp2
Product: multiple inositol polyphosphate phosphatase 1
Exons: 2
Coding region: 136-1464 (442 amino acids)
Molecular function (GO): acid phosphatase activity; inositol phosphate phosphatase activity
Source: RefSeq, a predicted model, not a curated record